GCUCAUCUCCCUUUCUUCAAAACGCUAUUUACCAUUUGUUUUUUCUGUGUUAUUACCAAUGCUAUGUUGCCAGCCACUGAAUGUAGGUUGAACAACUUUGUUUUGAAUUUGUCGUCGUCGUCGCCGUCUUCGUCGAUGGAAGGUGGUGGUAAAAGGUGGGAAAACUGUGUAAUGUGCCAGUUCCGUAUGUGCGUAGCGUACUUUUAGUGGAAUUUUCUUUGACCGAGUGUGACGGAAAUCUUGGGAAGAUAGGGUAACUCUGCCCAAGGCUCUCGCGUUCAGUCACAGUCCCAGUUUCCCGAGAAAAACAACCACCACAAUCUGCGUGAAGACGAUGUCAUUUUUUAGUUCACGCGACCAUGAAGGCUACGUUGGCAGAGAGGAACAUAUGCGAAAGCUCGAAUCUGCCAACUCCGAAGAUGAUACCGAUAUGGUGGAACUGGCACUCGGUGGACUUCACAUCGCGGAAGGCGUACGGCCCACGGCGGGUGGUCCUUUUUCCGCUCUUACACCGUCCAUGUGGCCACAGGACAUUUUGACAAAGUUGGGGCAACCGGAUCCGGACGAACCGCCGAACCAUCAGCCCGACUAUCGUUUCGACGAGUUUGGGUUUCGCGUGGAGGAAGAGGAUGGUCCGGAGCCGAGCUCGAACAAGCUGCUGAGCAUUCCGUUCAUUGAGGAUCCAGCCCAACGUUUGCAAUGGAUUGCGCAUUUAGAGUUCUCGCACAACAAGGAAGCGACCGAGCUAACGUGGGAAAGCGUCGACGUGGUGCUACCCCGCACAGAGAAACUCCGCUCGAUGGUGCGCGCCGGCAUACCACACUCGCUCCGGCCCCAGAUGUGGAUGCGGCUGUCCGGGGCACUGCAGAAGAAGCUCAAAUCCGAAACGAGCUACCAGGAAAUCGUGAAAGCUUCCUCCAACGAUCAGCUAAUGACGUCGAAACAAAUCGAAAAGGAUUUGCUACGGAUCAUGCCCACGAACGCUUGUUUCAGCUCGCUCAAUGGCACUGGCGUGCCGCGGUUGAGGCGCAUCCUGCGUGGAAUCGCCUGGCUCUAUCCGGACAUUGGCUACUGUCAGGGGACGGGCGUCAUAGCGGCAUCGCUGUUGCUACUGCUCGAGGAGGAAGAUGCCUUCUGGAUGAUGGCCACGAUAGUGGAGGAUCUGCUGCCGGCCUCCUACUACUCGUCCACCCUGCUCGGCAUCCAGGCCGAUCAGCGCGUCAUGCAGACGCUUAUCGGCAACUAUCUGACGGCGGUGGACGAAACACUUAAAAGCCACGACAUUGAACUGUCCCUGAUUACGCUCCACUGGUUUCUGACCCUGUUCGCAAGUGUAGUGCACAUGAAGAUACUGCUGCGCAUCUGGGACUGGUUCUUCUACGAUGGGUCGAUCGUGCUGUUCCAGCUGACGCUCGGGCUACUCAAGAUAAAGGAACCGAACGUGAAGAAUCUGGAAAAUUCGGCCCAAAUUUUUAACUCACUCUCUGACCUGCCGGGUGACAUCGACGAUGUGGAACAUCUGUUCGCGGUAUCGCUCGACGUCGGUGGCUCCCUGUCGCCGAUGGUAAUUGAAACGCAUCGUCGCCGUCACCUCGCGUACCUAAUGGCCGAUCAGGGUGGGCUAGUGGGUAAUCCGGAAGCGGCCUCAAACCUUCCCAAACAGCAGCUCGUUCGUCGGCAGAUGAAAAAGUCCAAAUCCAUGCUGCAGACGAUCCUGUUCGGUAAUGGCACCGAAGGGGACGAUGAGCUGAAGUGUAAAAACAUCCGCACUACCGAGCAGCUGGUGGAUCUGCGGGAAGCAAUCCUGAAGGUGGCCCGCCACUUUCUCGCUAUCGAACCGAAGCUGGCAGCGCACAUUAAGCUGGUGGCCGAUUACGGUAUGGAUAGUCACGCGAAGGAUCACGAGAAUUAUAUAAACGUGUCGCGAACACGGAGCCGCCGUGCGAAGGCACUGCACGACUUCGAGCGGCACGAUGACGAUGAGCUGGGCUUCCGGAAGAACGAUAUCAUCACGAUCGUGAGCCAGAAGGAUGAACACUGCUGGGUGGGUGAACUGAACGGGUUGCGCGGUUGGUUUCCGGCCAAAUUCGUGGAACUGCUAGACGAACGUAGCAAACAGUACAGUUGCGCCGGGGACGAUGCAAUCUCGGAGACGGUUACGGAUCUGGUACGGGGCACACUAGCACCAACGGUCAAGCAGGUGCUCGAGCACGGCAUGAAGCGUCCAUCCUUUCUCGGUGGACCGUGCCAUCCGUGGCUAUUCAUCGAGGAGGCAGCAACGCGCGAAGUCGAGAAGGAUUUUGAAUCGGUCUACUCGCGGCUGGUGCUGUGCAAAACCUAUCGUCUCGAUGAGGACGGUAAGGUGCUAACGCCCGAAGAACUGCUGUACCGUUGUGUGCAAUCGGUCAACCAAAGCCACGAUGCGGCACACGCCCAGAUGGACGUGAAACUGCGCUCCCUGAUCUGUCUCGGGUUGAACGAACAGGUGUUGCAUCUGUGGCUGGAAGCACUCUGCAGCUGCACCGAGAUUGUCCAGAAGUGGUACCAACCGUGGAGCUUCGUCUACUCGCCCGGCUGGGUACAGAUCAAGUGCGAGUUGCGCCUGCUGUCGCAGUUUGCUUUCAAUCUUAAUCCAAACUGGGAACUGCCCGCCAAACGGGAAGCCGUCCAAAGUCAACCACUUAAGGAUGGUGUGCGGGAUAUGCUCGUGAAGCAUCAUCUCUUCUCGUGGGAUCUCUAAUGUUCCCUGUCCUCCGGUUGGUUUGUACGCAUAUGUGUGAAGUUAAUGUUUUGUUUUAGUUCGUUUUUGAUUCGUUUUUAAGUUCCGGUACACUAACAAAUGUUUUAUGGCUAUGUUUUAACUAGGUUUGAAUUUUUGCCGCGUCCUACAUUCCCUCCUACACCGAUCCGGUGUUGUUCAUAUAUUCUCAAGUCUGUUUUAUAGUGUAAGAAUUUUAGCCCUUUUUCCGUUGUUCCCCAUCCCGUGAGAAGUUGCUAGAAACUUUGUAAGAUUGUUGAUUUUUGUUACUCAGCUCCUCCCUUUUUUUUAGUCAAUUGCACGGAUUCAUCCGUGUUCAUGUUUUGUUUCCUUAGUUCUCUGUGUGCAAUAACAGUAUUACAACUUAACUCGUACUCCUCUACACCAGGAGAAAGUUCUUUGUGCAAAAAUGAACGUAAUGUGAGAUUUUAAAAUAUCGUUCUACCUAAGAACCUGUUUGAUGUUUAUUUUACGAAUAAUUUUUAAACUAUUUUUAUAACAACUUUUUUUUUAUUAUUAUUAUACAACUAAAAUAACGUGCUUGAUAUGGUGAUUGUGCCCUUGCAGGGAUCAACUCAUAAUCCUCAGAUCGAUCGUCUUCUUUGAUUUUAUUUUGUACUCUUUUUCUGAUCGUUUAGUUGCUAAUCCCGGUUCCUCAAUUACCAAAGGAAAUUGUGUCACUGGUUUGAUCCUAACUUUAGCUUUACCCAAGCACUGCAGAAGACGGCAAAUCCAGAACUAACCUUUCUCGUAGAUAGACGAUAUGCUAUUGAUUAGGUGUGCGUGCGUGUGCGUGUGUUUUAUGUACUAUAACAACGUUAAUGCAAAACCAAACUACAAAGUACAGAGUUCAAAUAUAAAGCGCUUCUCUGCCUUUUAACCUACACCGAGUCAAGAAGCGAAAGCUAACGAAUCAAAUAUAAAUUCAUAUGUAUGGAAAACAUAUUGUACACAAAAAAAUGCCUCUGCAAAUUAUACAAUAGUAAAAGUGAAUAUAAUGUUCCAUAAUGGUUA
This is a messenger RNA of Anopheles funestus (African malaria mosquito), 3772 nucleotides long. Its product is annotated as small G protein signaling modulator 3 homolog. NCBI's taxonomy places the organism in Eukaryota, Metazoa, Arthropoda, Insecta, Diptera, Culicidae. Gene Ontology annotation, molecular function: protein binding. The transcript is spliced from 2 exons. Bases 335 to 2740 code for a protein of 801 amino acids. The record is from RefSeq and is a predicted model, not a curated record.